This is a messenger RNA of Apus apus (common swift), 2831 nucleotides long. It is a transcript of the gene SRPRB, whose product is annotated as SRP receptor subunit beta. Gene Ontology annotation, cellular component: signal recognition particle receptor complex. The coding region runs from base 17 to 796 and encodes 259 amino acids. Gene Ontology annotation, biological process: protein targeting to ER. The transcript is spliced from 7 exons. The record is from RefSeq and is a predicted model, not a curated record. NCBI's taxonomy places the organism in Eukaryota, Metazoa, Chordata, Aves, Apodiformes, Apodidae.
UGUGCGCACGGCGGGCAUGGCGGGCAUGGCGGGCCGGCUGGAGCCGCACCUGCAGGCCCUGCGGCGGGAGCUGCCCGGCCCCGCCGUGCUCUCCGUGCUGCUGGCGCUGCUCGUCGUCGCCGUCACCAUCCUGAUCUGGAGGGCGGUGCAGGGCAGGAGGAGCAGCCGGAGGGCGGUGCUGCUGCUGGGCCUCUGCGACGCGGGGAAGACGCUGCUUUUCGCCCGGCUCCUGACAGGCAAAUAUCGUGACACCCAGACCUCGAUAACCGACAGCUCAGCUGUGUACAGGGUCAGCAGUGACAAGAGCACUAACGUGACCUUAAUCGACCUUCCAGGCCAUGAGAGUCUGCGGCUUCAGUUCCUGGAGAGGUUCAAGGCUGCAGCCAGAGCCAUCGUGUUUGUGGUGGACAGUGUGGCCUUCCAGAGGGAGGUGAAGGAUGUGGCAGAGUUCCUGUACCAGGUCCUGGUGGAUGGCACCGUCCUCAAAAACGCUCCCGCGCUGCUGAUCGCCUGCAACAAGCAGGAUGUCACCAUGGCAAAAUCAGCAAAACUUAUUCAACAGCAGCUGGAGAAAGAGCUCAACACCUUACGAGUGACCCGCUCUGCAGCCCCCACCAGUCUGGAUGGCUCAGCCACUGGGGUCCCUGCCCAGCUGGGAAAGAAGGGCAAAGACUUUGACUUCUCCCAGUUGCCCAUGAAGGUGGAAUUCGUGGAGUGCAGCGCACGGGGCAGCAAGGGAGAGGAGGGAGAUGCUGACUUCGAGGGCCUGGAGAAGUGGCUGGCCAAGGUUGCCUGAAGGGAGAAGGGCAGGGCUGGAGGGAGGGCCCUGGGGAGGCUGGGGGACAGGACACUUGGGGACUGAAAAGAACAAGGUGGUUUGAAGCUCUCAGAUCUCAUCUUGCUGUAGAAAGAAGAAGCUUAAGCUGGAAAGCAAUGUGUCUUCCUCUGCUGCUUGUGGGCUUGGGAGCAACGUGACACGACUGCUGGUGCCCCUUUCCUCUGUCUCUGUCACACUGCAACAGGUUUUUCCUCCCCCCUCUGCCUUUGUCUUCCCCUGGGAUGCUGACCCUUUGGGCUUCUGCAUUUCCUUAAUCUUUAGGCUUUUCUUUUUGUAGUUGCUAGGCAAAUGAGGAAGGAGUGCACUGCCAGCUGAGUUUGUCUUCUGCCUUGGUUGAACCUUGCAACCCUGUGACCCCUUGGAGCUGCAGUCCCCUCCUGAUCCACUUCUUUUCCUUAGCCUCUUGCUGCCUAGGAUCACUCUGCACAUCAUCUUUGCUGUCCCAGCCUGGUCUCCAGGCUCUGUUGGACAAUCAUUGAGGAGAGUGUAAGAAGCUGUUGACCUCUGUCUCCUCCCUUCCUGUUCUUCCAAAGUGGUGCCAGUCCCAUCUCUGUGGAUCUGGACUGGUCUGUUCCAUGCCAAACCCAGGCUCACUGCCCUGCCAGUGUCUUGCUGUGGUGUCCAUGGUUUCCACUGCUGGAUAAUUCUUGAGAGUUUUUCUUUAACUAAGGGCUGUGUCCCCCCCACAGAUGUUCAGGAACACUCUCCAAGUGGCAGAGUUGGGUCUUACAGGAAGGUCUUAGCUUGAAGCUCUGAGGUGGGCAUGUUUGUAGGUCCAUACCUACAUGGUGGGUGAGAUCUGGCAUGAGAGGCAUCUGCUGAGCAGUCCCCUGCCUGGCUCCUUCAGGAAGGUGUUUGAUGUGUGUUGUGUCAGCAGUUGUGGCAAAGUGAGAGGGAAAGUCAAGGAGCUGUUGGCAUGUGAGUGGGGUUCCUCCUGAGGAAGAUGUUCCACGAAGAGGGGAAGGAGACUGAAGAUUGGUUGGUCUGGUUUGUGGUGUUCAAAGCCAAAGCUUCUGCUGUUGGAUCUUGCAGGGAGGGCUCAGGGAAUGGCUGUCACUAGCUGUGGCAGUGGACUCAGCAGGCUUUGGAGUGUUGGAGGCCUCUGAUCCAGCAUCCUCCUGAGCUUUCCAGGGGACAUCUGCUCUCCUCCUUCCCAUGCUCAGGCCAGGAGCAUCAGGGAGAUGAUCCAGCAGCAUUGGUGUUGGGCAGAUGGGAGCCAAGCCCCUGGUGCUGAGCUGGAUGUUCAGCUUCCCAUUCUGCCCAGCCUUGAAGCACAGCAGCAGUUUCAGGCUCAGAACUGCCCUGCCCAGCAGCUUCCCAUGGCUUUGUGCUCCAUGGGGACCUGUUGCUGUGCAGCACCUGGGAGAGGAUGGUUGCUCUCCAUGCUGCACAUGGUGAGGUUCUGUGGCAUUGGAACCUGUUUUGUUGCUUCCCCUUUUGUUUCAGGGUAGGAGGGAGCAGCUGGCUCCUGCUAGACCUUUUUUUGUCCUUUGCUGACUCCUCUCCUCUCUGGUUUGAUGUUUCCUCAGCUGAUCUGUUUUCUUUUCCUGCCUGUCUGGGGCAUCCUCUGCCUCCCUUGUAGCAUUGCCAAGCGUUAGGAAUGCUGGGAAGACCAGGAACAGUCCUCAACAAAGGCUCAUAUAAUGAAGCUGGGCCUUGCAUUUCUAGUCUUAGGAACCCAGUGGCUCUUCUGCUGUCCAUGCACAAGGUGGCAAGGGUUAUAUUUACAAAGUAUGUUAUGUUCUUACCUUUCCUGCAGUUGGCACAUGUUUGUCAGGCCUUGAACUCCUUCAGCUGGAGCUCCUUCCUAGGCUGCCUGCUUUGAAUCCCUCAUGCUGGGGAUAUUGCUCUUGCUUUGGGUGGUUAUUCUGCUUGCUCUUGGAAAGCAGGGGCCAAGCACCAGCCUCUGCUGGCUGAUGGGGGAAGUAGUGUGAGGCCAGGGUUAGUUUAAGUGACUAGAAGUAUUCCUUAAAUACAUUUUUUUAUGCUUAAA